This is a messenger RNA of Dermatophagoides farinae (American house dust mite), 2231 nucleotides long. Its product is annotated as fatty-acid amide hydrolase 2-A-like. Gene Ontology annotation, cellular component: endomembrane system. NCBI's taxonomy places the organism in Eukaryota, Metazoa, Arthropoda, Arachnida, Sarcoptiformes, Pyroglyphidae. The record is from RefSeq and is a predicted model, not a curated record.
UCAUCAUCAUCAUCAUCAUGUUUUAUAUGAUAAGAAGAAAAAAGAUUCCAACUUGUUCAUCAAAAUGAUGAUUAUGUGUGAGUGAUUUGUAUCAAAUGUUGGUGCCUCAUACAAAUAGUACAAAUGUGCAAAUUUUUAUUUUUGGUAUAAUUUUCUCUUUUUUUUUGUUUUUUUUUGUUUGUUUGUUUGUUUCCAUAUUGGUUGCCCGUUGUUAUAAACAAUUUUUUUUUCUUUGAAUUUUGCCCAAAAAAUAGACUUUUCUUCACUAUCGAUCUGAAAACAAUUCAACUUCAAAAUAAACAACAACAAUCGAUCAAUCAAUCAAUCAAGUUGAGAAACCAUUGUUUUAUUCGUCUUUUUCAAUCUGUUUGUUUUAAUUUUUUUUUUUUUUUUUUUGGAAUAUCAAUACCUGUGGAAAUUGUGUACCGUUUGUUUUUGUUUGUGUGUUUUUAUACAUAUAUAUGUGAGUAAACAAAUCACCGAUCUAUAAAAAAAUGUUCAUGUUAAUCAUCGAUCUAUUAUUACGACAAUUACGUUAUAUUGUCAAUAUAUUUGCCAUAAUAAUUGGCUACAUAUUCUAUCCAAGUCAACAGGGUUUUUUACCCCCAAUUAAUGAUCUUUUAUUACAACCGGCCAUAAAAUUGGCCCAAAAGAUUAAAUCUGGUCAGCUUAAAAGCGAAGAUCUAGUUCAAGCAUAUAUUGAUCGUUGUAAAAAAGUAAAUGAUGAUCUAAAUACAAUUGUACAUGAUAAUUUUACCGAUGCAUUACAAGAAGCACGUAAUGUUGAUGAACGUGUUCAACGUGAAUUACGUGGUGAAAAAUUACCAGAUGAAUCAUCGAUACAUGAUUAUCCAUUUUUGGGCAUUCCUUAUACGGCUAAAAAUUCAAUAUCAGUUAAAGGAUUUACAUUCACAUGUGGUACUUAUAAUCGUAAAGGAAUUGUAGCCGAUAAAGAUUGUACGACCAUCAUUAAUAUGCGUAAAAGUGGUGCAAUAUUUUUAGCACUUACAAAUGUACCGGAUACAACAUUAUUUAGUGAUUCAUUCAACUAUCUAGAUGGACAGACAAAUAAUCCUUAUGAUAAAUCUCGGGUGCCGGGCGGUUCUUCCGGUGGUGAAGCUGCAUUGAUUGCUUCUGCAGGCUCUGUUUUGGGGAUUGGUUCCGAUAUUGGAGGAUCACUACGAAUUCCUGCACAUUUUUGUGGAAUAUUUUCUCAUUGUACAACGGCUGGAAAUAUUGUAAUUGAUGAAAUAUUUCCACCACAAAAAGAUAUUCAUCCAGAUGUUCUGACCAUUGGACCAAUGUGUCGUUAUGCAUGUGAUCUACGGCCAAUGCUUAAAGUGAUGACUGGUGAUAAAUUGGAUCUAACAGAAAAACCAUUCAAUUAUUCAGAUUUAAAUGUCUACUAUAUACGUGAUCUUGGUGAUCCAUUAGCCUUGCCGGUGGAUGUUGAAAUAUUAAAAGGUUUAGACAAAAUGGUCAGACAUUUCAUUGAAAAUGGUACACGAACAAUGGAAUUGAAUAUGGCAAAAGGUGAUCCAGAUUCAUUCUAUGAUUUUCGUUUGGCAACAUUAUUCUGGUUGGCCGCAUUACAUGAUCCACAAAUGCCAAGCUAUCAUGAAUUGAUAAGUUAUGGUGUGAAAAUGAAUCCAUAUUAUGAAUUAAUUAAAUGUUUUAUUGGCACACAAAGCCGUUAUGCUGCUGGUCCAUUAGUGAUUGGUAUCACACAAAAAGUUGGUGACAAAUUUUUGACAAAAGAUUUUUUUGACAAAUGGCGUAAAACACAAUCAAAUUUACAUAAAUUACUUGAAAAUGAUGGCGUUAUAUUGUGUCCAAUAUCACCAGAAAUUGCUCCUAAACAUAAUCAAUCAUUGUUGAAAGCUUUCGAUUGUGUCUAUACAAUGUUAUGGAAUUCAAUGAAUGUGGCUAUAACAACAAUACCGAUGGGUAUUGAUCGCCAUGGUAUGCCAUUCGCCAUACAAGUGAUUGCUGCACCAAACAAUGAUAAAUUAAGCCUUUCAAUUGUCGAAGAAUUAUCCAAACAUUUUGGUGGCUGGAUACCACCUUGUCCGGUGGAUGUAUUAUCAUCUUCUUCAUCAUCAUCAUCAUGACGGCUUUGAUAAUCUACACACACACAUUGUUUUUAAUGAUUUAAUUUAGAAUAGAGCAGUCUAUUUGAAAGUUCUAAAAUUCAAAAAAAAAAAAAAAAUUCACUUAUCGAUACUCAAAAU